AUGAGUAGUGAAUAGAUUGUUAGAAAAUUGUAAAAUGAAAUAAAGGAAUGUCUAUAAGAGGUGUAUUAAAGUAUAGAUGUAAGAUAUUAAAUUGUUAUGCAUUCAUUAGUCUUCAUUCACCAGAAUUGAUGCUUUUCUAGAUUAACUUGCUUUAGUUCCAAAUCCACCUGUUCCUCACAAAAUUGUUAAUAAUACUCCAAAACUUUAAUAAAUACAAUAACCUUUGAUUUAAACAAUCACUAAUUAAAUAAUUGAAGAAGUUCAACCUAUUUUUAAUAGAAUCAUUAAUAAACAAAUUAAAUAGGAACAAUUAAACUUAGUUUAACUUGAAUAAUCAAAUAAACAAUAAGACAAUCAUCAUCAAUCCCAUAUUAAACCAUUUAAGUAUCACUUAAUCUAGAAUCAUUCAAUUAAAUAAAAUGAACGGUGUAGAGCAAUAGCCUUUAAUAAGGAUAAUUCCAUUGUAUUAGCUACUUGUCAUAAACAAAUUAAAGUAUUUGAAUUUANUAACUAUGCAAAUCCUACUGAUUCUUUUCAGCUAGACCGUCGACUUUCUAAUCACUAUAGUUAAUGA
Molecule: messenger RNA, 574 nt
Organism: Paramecium octaurelia
Lineage: Eukaryota; Ciliophora; Oligohymenophorea; Peniculida; Parameciidae
Source: the annotation of a GenBank genome assembly